AUGGAGAACCUAUUCAGCGAAGUUGAAACCGAGGAAAUCAGGGAGUCAAUGUUGGAAUGGUACGAUUGUAAUCACAGGGAGCUUCCAUGGAGAAGGAAAGAGAAGGGAUCUGGUGAACGAAUCGGUGGGGAAGGAGAGAAGGAGAAGAGGGCGUAUGGGGAGGUUAAUGAGAUGUGGGCGGGUCUGGGUUAUUACAGGCGGGCACGGUUUCUAUUGCAGGUUCCUGGAAUAGGAAACUACACUGCUGGUGCAAUUGCCUCCAUAGCAUUCAAUGAAGCUGUGCCUGUAGUUGAUGGCAAUGUGAUAAGGGUGCUUGCUAGGUUGAGAGCAAUUUCCGCAAAGCCUAAGGAUGCAGCAACGAUGAAGACCUUUUGGAAGCUAGCAGGUCAAUUAGUGGACGCUCAUCGUCUUGGAGACUUCAACCAGUCUCUCAUGGAACUUGGUGCUACUGUCUGCACCCCAUUGAAUCCCAGCUGCUCUUCCUGUGUCCUGUUUCUAGCCGUUGCAGAGCUCUUAUAA
This is a messenger RNA of Linum trigynum, 519 nucleotides long. NCBI's taxonomy places the organism in Eukaryota, Viridiplantae, Streptophyta, Magnoliopsida, Malpighiales, Linaceae. The record is from the annotation of a GenBank genome assembly.